This is a messenger RNA of Vicia villosa (hairy vetch), 509 nucleotides long. RefSeq names its product cysteine proteinase inhibitor 1-like. The coding region runs from base 49 to 396 and encodes 115 amino acids. The record is from RefSeq and is a predicted model, not a curated record. The transcript has a single exon. Gene Ontology annotation, molecular function: cysteine-type endopeptidase inhibitor activity. Lineage: Eukaryota; Viridiplantae; Streptophyta; Magnoliopsida; Fabales; Fabaceae.
GCUAAGUCUUACAACCAUUUCGAAAGCUUAAAGAAAAAAAAAACAGUCAUGAAGCUCCAAACCCUAAUUCUUCUCACAGUUCUUGUAAUGGCUUCUGUGGCUGCAGCAAGGGAGCAAUAUCCGCUGGGUGGUUAUAGACCCAUCGGAAACAUAAACGAUCCUCACGUCAUCGAGAUCGCUAAAUUCGCCGUGACUCAGUACGACAAGCAAAGCGGUGCGAAGCUGAAGUUUAAGAAGGUGAUCAAAGGUGAAUCUCAGGUUGUUGCAGGGAUUAACUACCGCCUCACUCUCUCUGCCGGCGAAGGUUCGGUUACGAAGAUCUAUGAAGCUGUUGUGUGGGAGAAGUUAUGGCUUCACUCCCGGAACCUUACUUCUUUUAAACCUCUACAUGCUUAAAUCAUAAAUUAUUAAUUAAGUGUUGGCUUGUCUCAUUGCAUCAUUCCUCCUCUGUAAUGUUACUAGUGCUGUUAUUUAUAUCAAUAAAAGUUUAUGAUGAGUAAAUUAGAUUA